CCGAAGGGGGAGACGCCCUUGUGCCCAGGCGGUGCGGAGCGUCCGGUCCGCUCAUAUAUUACCCAGUCAAACAGCAGCUGCAUUAGCUGCUGGAGGAGGAGAGGGGUUGAAACGUAGCGACAAAAGCACACCAAUGUUUCCGGAAACACGGAGCCGGGCAGGGAAGAGCAAUGUGUCAUUGUGAAGUGUGUGUGUUUCUGUAAACAGCCUGCUUCCUUGGGCUCACCUCCCUAAUUUAAUGUGAAUUAUUAGCUAAUUAAGACCCACCUUUUGUUUUAAAGGACUACCAGUUUCGUUUUGCAAGCCGCAGGCUGUAAAAGCUGGAGGUUUUCGGUUUUGGGGGUAGGACUAUUAGGGGUUCGGUCAGGUUGUACAGUUUGAGAUUAUUGACAUUCUAGUUAGUGUUUAUUUAAUGCCAUGGCAGGUGAAGAGCCUGCCUUGCCUCUCUGUACCCGCUUGUCGUACGCGGUGGGCCACUUUCUCAAUGACUUGUGCGCGUCCAUGUGGUUCACUUAUCUCUUGGUUUAUUACCACACGGUCUUGGCCAUUAACAACUACAACGCGGGUAUCCUGUUGCUGGUCGGGCAGAUAGCGGACGGAAUCUGCACCCCGCUCAUCGGCUAUGAGUCUGACCGCACUGCCGGCUGCGGCAAAUACGGCAAAAGGAAAACGUGGCAUCUUAUUGGAAGCAUCAGUGUCCUUCUAUCCUUCCCCUUUAUUUUUAACCCUCCAGUGGGCGGCAGUGAAAACAUUCCACAGUGGGCUGAGCUCAUUUACUUCGUUCCGUUUAUUGUCGUAUUCCAGUUUGGGUGGGCUGCGACACAGAUCUCCCACCUCUCCUUGAUACCAGAGCUUACUCUGAACAACCAUGAGAGGGUUGAGCUCACUGCUUUUAGGAAUGCUUUUACUGUUGUAGCCAAUAUAGCAGUUUUUGGGAUUGCGUGGUUGCUGUUUCACUUUCAAGCUGCACAUUCGGAUCCCGAUGUUGAUAACAGUUUGGGCAAACAGGAUAUUCCCUUAUUCAGGACAUUGGCUCUGAUUGUUAUUGGCAUUGGGUUUGUAUCUUCUUUGGUGUUUCAUAUUGGAACACGUGAGGAGGUGAAAAAUGAAGAGGAACGUGCUGUCACUGAACAGACGCCACUCAUCGAUGGUUCCAAGAAGAGCCAUGGCCAGCCAUUGCUGCAGUGGAAACAUUGGUUGAAGGAAGCAUCUUUCUAUCAUGUGGCAUUUGUGUAUAUGUGCACUCGACUGAUCAUCAACCUCUCUCAGACCUACAUUGCCAUGUAUGUAACCUACACUCUGAAACUUCCAAAGAACUACAUUGCCAUGAUCCCUCUCAUGAUGUAUAUCAGUGGGUUUCUGUCCUCCUUCCUCAUGAAACCUGUGAAUAUAUGGUUUGGCAGAAAUAUGACCUACUUUUUUGGGCUUGCAUUUAUCCUGGCAUUUGCUUAUUGGGUCUGGUUUUUUCAGCUAGAGAAGGGCAUCUUUGGUGCAGCAGUCCUUCUCGGCACUGGUUCUACCACGAUCCUAGUGACCUCCCUCGCCAUGACUGCCGAUCUCAUUGGAGAAAACACACAAAGUGGGGCCUUUGUCUAUGGUUCCAUGAGUUUCACAGAUAAAGUAGCCAAUGGUCUUGGAGUGAUCAUUAUUCAGGGUCUUCACCCCUGCAAGACUGAAAGCUGUUGUGCACAAUGUAGUCCAUUCUACCACUCGGUGAUGGCAUUAGUGACUGGUGGCAUUGCCUGUGCAGCAUUGGUUUCUUUAGCAGCUACCCGAAUUUGGCCAAUCAAGAUUAGGAGAUGUCAUGAUCCUGGGCUGAUAGGAUCUUCUGCAACUGAGAAGAGCAUAGAUUCCAGUGACUAUGGAGGCAUUAAUUAAUGGACUUACUUUGCCAGACAGUGAAAUAAGAAACCCUUGUACAACGCACCAUAACAUCUAAACUUUAUUGCUUUAGGGCAAUCAUACUUUGUGUUCUGGAGCUGGUUUAAAAUCUGCCCCUUUCAGCUAGCAUUUGUCAGUACGGGGUCCACUUAACUGCUCUAAUGAAUUUGAAUGUAAAAAAACUUUGUACAGGAAGUUAGUCACAUUGUUAUUGCUUUGUUUCUUAAAUCACCUGAUUAUAGAAUUGAGAACAGUGAUAAUAAGAAUGACCUCUACUUCCUUUCUAGUCACAAGAUUUUUAAUGCCUUUGCACUUUCUAGUCAGUGGUUUGCACUUUUUUUUUAAAUUGGGAAUUUCAUUCUUUAGAUCACUUUGUCUUGUGUAAAACAGCAUUUUCAGAAAUCUGCUUUAAGAUGUAGUAAAUUUGCCAGCGUAACUGAGCUCACUUUGUGCAACAGAGGCUACACCUAGCAAUUGCAGACUGUGAACUGUAGCAGCCCAUGAAAAAGGGAAACAGCAAUGAAGCAGGGUCUGGGAUCUUGAUUGUUUGAAUAACCAAAUACUCAAAUGAACCUUUCACAUCACCAUGUAGGUGUACAAGAUUAUGAAUGGAACUGACUGGAUACUGCUAGUCACUAAGUAAAAAUGUUACACACUUGACACAAUUAAAAUACUAAUUUUUUUCUA
Molecule: messenger RNA, 2568 nt
Organism: Rhincodon typus (whale shark)
Lineage: Eukaryota; Metazoa; Chordata; Chondrichthyes; Orectolobiformes; Rhincodontidae
Product: major facilitator superfamily domain-containing protein 12
Exons: 10
Coding region: 418-1878 (486 amino acids)
Biological process (GO): carbohydrate transport
Cellular component (GO): membrane
Molecular function (GO): symporter activity
Source: RefSeq, a predicted model, not a curated record